This is a messenger RNA of Orbicella faveolata, 2806 nucleotides long. Its product is annotated as ATP-binding cassette sub-family D member 3-like. NCBI's taxonomy places the organism in Eukaryota, Metazoa, Cnidaria, Anthozoa, Scleractinia, Merulinidae. The record is from RefSeq and is a predicted model, not a curated record. Gene Ontology annotation, molecular function: ATP binding; ATP hydrolysis activity; long-chain fatty acid transmembrane transporter activity. Gene Ontology annotation, cellular component: peroxisomal membrane. Gene Ontology annotation, biological process: peroxisome organization; very long-chain fatty acid catabolic process; fatty acid beta-oxidation.
UUUUUACUUGUAUUUUUAGCAUGUUCACAUUUUACAAAAUGAGCAACUUGGAUAACAGGAUUGCUAAUGCAGAUCAACUCCUUACUCAGGAUGUGGAUAAAUUCUGUAACAGCCUUGCAGAGCUCUACUCCAACAUCAGUAAGCCAUUGCUUGACAUAGUGAUCUACGUUCAGAAACUAACAGGAGCAAUUGGUAUACAGGGACCAACCAUCAUGCUGGCAUACUUGGCUGUUUCAGGACUGUUACUAACAAGAUUGAGACGACCAGUUGGAAGAAUGACAGCAGAAGAGCAGCAUCACGAGGGAGAGUUUAGAUUUGUAAACUCUCGGCUCAUAACUAACAGUGAGGAAAUUGCGUUCUACCAGGGAGGAAAAAGAGAGAAGUUUACCAUUGAAAAGACGUUUCAACGAUUGGUUGAUCAUCUAAGGAACUUCAUUCAGUUUCGAUUUAGUAUGGGAAUCAUCGACAAUAUUAUAGCAAAAUAUGUAGCUACAGUUGUAGGCUUUAUGGUUGUCAGUCGCCCUUUCCUUGGCGCAGGCAGCACGAGGCAUGUGAACAGCACACACAGCGAGAGAAUGGAGGACUAUUACAGAAGUGGCAGAAUGUUGGUAAAAAUGGCGGAGGCGAUUGGUCGGCUCGUGUUGGCAGGAAGAGAGUUAACUCGACUCGCAGGGUACACUUCCAGAGUAUCUGAACUAAUGAAUGUAUUAAGAGACCUCAAUAAAGGCAAAUAUCAGCGAACAAUGAUUUCAAGUCAGUCAAGAGGAGACAAUGCAACGCAAGACAAGAUUCCCAAAGACCCGUUGGUUCCCAAUCAAGGGGAAAUAAUCGAAACUGAUCACCUAAUCAGAUUUGAACAUGUUCCGUUGGUUACACCAAAUGGGGAUGUUCUUGUGAAUGACCUUUCGUUUGAGGUUCGCUCUGGGAUGAAUGUGUUAGUUUGUGGUCCAAACGGAUGUGGAAAGAGUUCGUUGUUUAGAAUUCUAGGAGAGUUGUGGCCACUGUUUGGCGGUAAACUGGUGAAACCAAACAAGAGCAAGCUUUUCUACGUUCCACAGCGUCCAUAUAUGACCCUCGGGACAUUACGGGAUCAAGUGAUAUACCCCGACACUAAAGAAGACUUGCUCAGGAAAGGCCUCAGCGAUCACGAUCUUGAAGAUUAUCUCAACCAGGUUCACCUUGGUAAUAUUCUUGAGCGAGAAGGCAGCUGGGACACAAUUCAGGACUGGAUGGAUGUUCUAAGUGGUGGCGAGAAACAAAGAAUGGCUAUGGCUCGUCUGUUCUACCAUAAGCCUCAGUUUGCUAUUCUUGAUGAGUGUACAAGCGCUGUUAGCGUGGAUGUGGAGGGCUUCAUGUACACUCGUUGUAGAGAGGUUGGAAUUACACUGUUCACUGUUUCACAUCGCAAGUCGCUGUGGAAAUACCACGAGUAUGUCCUUUAUAUGGAUGGACGAGGCUCUUACGAAUACAAGCCAAUUGAUUCUGCAACUACAGAGUUUGGUUCUUAGAAUGUUUCUUACCACUGGACUGGUGCCUUCAAUUCUGAUCUAGCGUUCAUUUGAUUGAUCUUAUUCUCCAAUGCUACUACAAUGGAAAAACAGAACGACUUAACCUACAUCCCGUGAAACAACGUUCUACUCUUCACAAACACCAUAUUGGACGCCAAAACCUGUCCUGUUGUGAGACGCUCAGUACAUUCAGCUAUUACAACGGUGUUUUACAACAUCACUUAUGCUCACGGAAAAGUCUUCUUUACAAGUAUAGUCUGGGCCUUAUUUUCGAAAAUUAUUUACAGUGUAGCUUGUUUGAAAAUAAGGAUGUCACAAUCGUUUCUCCCAUGCACGUCGCUUUCAGCGACGGAAACCAAAGAAACCGGAUGCUGUACGGACUGUAUUCUAAUGUAGUAAGAAGGCUUGUCGAACACACCUGGACUGAAAAAGAGACCUCGAAAGAUUCUGCGUGAAGUCUUUCAGAACUCAUGAUAUAAAGUGGUUUUUAUGGAUCAAGUAUUUUUUAAAUGCUAUUGGAAGGACUUCGCACGCUGCAGGGAUCAGCUGAGCAGAGCUGGUGCACGGUUUAAUGAUGGUUCGUUUUUAAGGAUGUGUGGUAAAUUCAUGCCUUGUAUUAUCUUAUUUACACAUCAGCUCUCUGGAAUUUCGCGGGUUAGAACUGCUCUUGCUUGGUCUUAAGGUCAACUGAGCUUUGUGGCUGGAGAAAAAGAAAAUCAAGCAAACCAUUUAUAUGUAUGAUAAAAUAUUUGACCAUAUUAUCGCGGGUAUUUGCAAAGUAACCUUCACACUGGUCUGAACAAUCUACAGGAGGUGGCUCAGAGAAGGUGAAGACAUAUUUUAAAUUCACACACAGCUUAAUGUACUGUUUGUAACUUACAGGGACUCAAAAAUAAUUUUUGAAAGAUUCACCGCUUGAAUAACAUAUGGUAUGGUAGUACUUUUCCAACACAGUUGUAACCUUCGUAAUAAAAGAGGAAAUUUCCCCUUUAAGAAUACUACAGCGAAUCCUCUCUGUAACGCCCCGUCCACCCCACGCCGGAGGAAUUUGAAAACGCAACAAUCACCGGUCAUUUUGGAGUUGUGUUUGAGGAAAACUCGUUCAGGGAAAUCACGUGACGCCAUCGUUUUCGGAUGUUUUUGUUUUCAAAACGUUUUCUGUCCACACAAACUCAAAGCUGACGUUUCCAAAUCCUUCGGUUUGAAGGGCGUGAUAGAUUAGGGUGGACGGUAGGCCUAACCGUAGAAAUAAAGCUGCCUUUUCAAAUUCCGCCUGUUUGAAGAGCGUUUUCAAAAGG